UAGGGGUUUCGAGAGAGAGGAGCACGGGCAGGUUCCGAGCCCUCCGGACCGCCUGCGGGGAACCGAACCUGCGCGCGGGGCCGCGCCGUGGGACUGCGAGGCCUCGGAGAGGAAGGUGCAAUGGCGAGGAGUUUAUCUGUCAUCUUCAUCCUGAUCUUCACUCUGUCGGUCACAAAUCCCCUUCAUGAAGUAGAACCAGCAACUCAGACCACUGACAAAAUUAUUCCAAACUGGGAAUCUGGCAUUAAUGUUGAUUUAGCAGUUACCACACAGCGACAUCAUCUACAGCAACUUUUCAAUCGCUAUGGAGAAAAUAAUUCCUUGUCAGUUGAAGGGUUCAGAAAGUUGCUUCAGAAUAUAGGCAUAGAUAAGAUUAAAAGAGUUCAUAUACACCAUGACCAUGAGCAUCACUCUGACCAUGAUCAUCACUCUCACCAUAAUCAUGCUGCUUCCGGUAAAAAUAAUCGGAAAGCUCUUUGCCCAGACCAUGACUCUGAUAGUUCCAGUAAAGACCCUAGAAACAACCAGGGGAGAGGAUCUCACCAAUCAGAACAUGCCAGUAGUAGAAGGAAUGUUUUAGUCAAAGAUGGUGUUGGUGCUAGCGAAGUGACCUCAACUGUAUAUAAUGCUGUCUCUGAAGGAACUCACUUUCUAGAGACAAUAGAAACUCCAAAACCUGGAAAACUUCUUCCCAAAGAUGUGAGCAGUUCCACUCCACCCAGUAUCACAGAAAAGAGUCGAGUGAGCCAGCCGACUAGGAGGAAAACAAAUGAAUCUGUGAGUGAGCCCAGAAGGGAGUUUAUGUAUUCCAGAAACACAAAUGAAAAUUCUCAGGAGUGUUUCAAUGCAUCAAAGCUGCUUACAUCUCAUGGCAUGGGCAUCCAGGUUCCACUGAAUGCAACAGAAUUCAACUAUCUCUGCCCAGCCAUCAUCAAUCAAAUUGAUGCUAGAUCGUGUCUGAUUCAUACAACGAGUGAAAAGAAAGCUGAAAUCCCUCCAAAGACCUAUUCUUUACAAAUAGCCUGGGUUGGUGGCUUUAUAGCCAUUUCCAUCAUCAGUUUCCUGUCUUUGCUGGGUGUUAUCUUAGUGCCUCUCAUGAAUCGGGUGUUUUUUAAGUUUCUCCUGAGUUUCCUUGUGGCAUUGGCUGUUGGAACAUUGAGUGGUGAUGCAUUUUUACACCUUCUUCCACAUUCUCAUGCAAGUCACCACCAUGGUCACAGCCAUGAAGAAACAGCAAUAGAAAUGAAGAGAGGACCACUGUUCAGUUAUCUGUCUUCUCAAAACAUAGAAGAAAGUACCUAUUUUGAUUCCACAUGGAAGGGUCUAACAGCUCUGGGAGGCUUGUAUUUCAUGUUUCUUGUUGAACAUGUACUCACAUUGAUCAAGCAAUUUAAAGAUAAGAAGAAAAAGAAUCAGAAAAAACCUGAAAAUGAUGAUGACAUGGAGAUUAAGAAGCGGUUGUCCAAGUAUGAAUCUCAACUUUCAACAAAUGAGGAUAAAAUAGACACAGAUGAUCGACCUGAAAGCUGUUUACGAGCAGACUUGCAAGAGCCCUCCCACUUCGAUUCUCAGCAGCCAGCAAUCUUGGAAGAAGAAGAGGUCAUGAUAGCUCAUGCUCAUCCACAAGAAGUCUAUAAUGAAUAUGUACCCAGAGGGUGCAAGAAUAAAUGCCAUUCUCAUUUCCAUGACACACUGGGCCAAUCAGAUGAUCUCAUUCAUCACCAUCAUGACUACCAUCAUAUUCUUCAUCACCACCACCACCAAAACCACCACCCCCACAGUCACAGUCAGCGCUACUCUCGAGAGGAGCUGAAAGAUGCUGGCAUCGCCACAUUGGCGUGGAUGGUGAUAAUGGGUGAUGGCCUGCACAAUUUCAGCGACGGUCUAGCAAUUGGUGCUGCUUUCACUGAGGGUUUAUCGAGCGGUUUAAGUACUUCUGUUGCUGUGUUUUGUCACGAGUUGCCUCAUGAAUUAGGUGACUUUGCUGUUUUACUAAAGGCUGGCAUGACUGUUAAGCAGGCUGUUCUUUAUAAUGCUUUGUCAGCCAUGCUGGCAUAUCUUGGAAUGGCAACAGGAAUUUUCAUUGGUCAUUAUGCUGAAAAUGUUUCUAUGUGGAUAUUUGCACUUACUGCUGGUUUAUUCAUGUAUGUUGCUCUGGUUGAUAUGGUACCUGAGAUGCUGCACAAUGAUGCCAGUGACCAUGGAUGUAGCCGCUGGGGAUAUUUCCUUUUACAGAAUGCUGGGAUGCUUUUGGGAUUUGGAAUUAUGUUGCUUAUUUCCAUAUUUGAACAUAAAAUUGUGUUUCGUAUAAAUUUCUAAUUAGGGUAUCUAAAUAGAAGAGUAUCUUUAAAAAAUUGCUGUCUGUAGUUUGAAUAGGUCAUAAGGAGAUGAGAGUAUACGCUGUGAUGUGCAGCAUUUAAGAGUAGUGGAUUUUGUGAUUUUUGUGUUGAAUAUUGCCAUUUGUAAUGCUUAUAAGGUCAGUUAUGGUGGUAACCUAAAGGUACAUUUUAAUAUUUAAGUUAUUCUAUUUUGGGAAUAUAAACUAGAUGUGCAAUUUACCAGUUUUACCAGUUUAUUGUAUAAACAAGAGAUUUGGCAUGACAUGUUCUGUAUAUUUCAAGAAAAAUGUCUUUAAUGUUUCUCCAGAACUAAUUUAAUGCAGUAAUUCCCAUGCUGGAUUUCAGGCCCCCGAAGAACUGCUGGUGUUUAGGAGUAAAAAUACACACGAAGCCUAAGCCACCAAUGAAGUUGUACAGAAUUUAAGCUAAGAAAUAAGAAGAAAAAAAUAUGUAAAAAUUAAGAAGGCAUACAUUUCUUACCAAAAAAAAUCACAAAAGUGGUUAUAAAAUAGAAGAAAAUAUUUAGAUUUAAAUUAAAAAGCAAUGUUAGUCAAGUAUAGAGUACAUUCAUACACAUUUUUUUUCAGAGUAUUAAUGUUCUCAUACAACCACAGUGAGCACUUUUUACUAAUUUCGUUGUACAUUUAACUUUGUAUAAUGGAAACAUCUAAAUAUAAUUAAUGAAUUCAAGCACUAUAUUGCUUGACCAAGAAAUUUGAAUUUAAAAAUAUUUGUGUGGAGAUAUACCAGAUAAAUAUGAGUAAGGUUAUGUAUUACCAGCAGACUUAGAUAUCACCAAGUUAUGUAUUGCCCAAACUUAUGAUUGGAUGGUUUUCUGGUUUAUCAAAUGUCAACGUAUUAGAACUUUGAGAUAAGGACAUUAAAACCAUACUGAGUAUAGUUCAACUUCUGGAUUCAGGAAGUACUUUGAUAUCUUUCAGUGCUUCAGUGUUGUCAUUAUAAGCAAUUAUCAUGUUUAUAUAUAGUAUCUUAGACAUACUAGGGCUGUCUGUGACAUUCUCUAUAUGUUGCUUUUCUACAAAAUA
This is a messenger RNA of Molossus molossus (Pallas's mastiff bat), 3385 nucleotides long. It is a transcript of the gene SLC39A6, whose product is annotated as solute carrier family 39 member 6. The coding region runs from base 121 to 2319 and encodes 732 amino acids. Gene Ontology annotation, biological process: zinc ion import across plasma membrane; intracellular zinc ion homeostasis. Gene Ontology annotation, molecular function: zinc ion transmembrane transporter activity. The record is from RefSeq and is a predicted model, not a curated record. Lineage: Eukaryota; Metazoa; Chordata; Mammalia; Chiroptera; Molossidae. The transcript is spliced from 10 exons. Gene Ontology annotation, cellular component: membrane.